Colletes gigas is the source of this 2718-nucleotide messenger RNA. Its product is annotated as acetylcholinesterase-like. Gene Ontology annotation, biological process: choline metabolic process; acetylcholine catabolic process in synaptic cleft. The coding region runs from base 491 to 2356 and encodes 621 amino acids. The record is from RefSeq and is a predicted model, not a curated record. Gene Ontology annotation, cellular component: plasma membrane. The transcript has 6 exons. Lineage: Eukaryota; Metazoa; Arthropoda; Insecta; Hymenoptera; Colletidae. Gene Ontology annotation, molecular function: acetylcholinesterase activity.
CGCGGCUCGUCGGCCGCCGCGCGAAAAUUCUACCCUGCGUCCAAUUGUGUGCGAUCUCUUACCUCGGUCUCGUCGUCCCGCGAGACGAUCGUCGACGGCGCUAGCCGACGGAACAGGCCAGCCCGGAGAGCCGAUCUCAAACGAGCCACAACGACGGUUCGGAGCGGGCGUCCUCUCCUUUGAACGCAAAAAAGUACGAAAAAACAAGAAAAACAAAAACAAACACGAAUAAGAAGAGGGGGAAAAGACGGCGAGGAACGGUGAUAUUGGAGCGCGCGUGCGUGUGCGAGUUGGUGCGUGUGCCUCGAAAGGUCACGGUGAAUUCGAAGACGCAGAGCCUCCGUAGACGGCGUGGUUAGAGAGCGGAGGCCAACGUAGGAGGAUUCCGCGCAAAAGCCGGCUCGGCGACCCCCACUCGCUAACUUGUUGAGUCUCUGACGGGCAGGUGUGUGCUCUGCGAGGCCCCGGAACUCGAGCCCAGAGACUCACGAUGACGGACAGCAGGCUCCCGGCUCUCCUACUGUUGGUCCUGCUGGGCACAGGCAUCGCCAGGGCCGACGUCGUCGCGCAAACCACCAACGUGCACAAUGAUCCGCUGGUGGUCGAGACCACCAGUGGCCUGGUGCGCGGAUUCUCGCGUACGGUGGUGGACAGGGAGGUCCACAUCUUUUACGGGAUCCCGUUUGCCAAGCCGCCGAUCGGUCCGCUGCGGUUCAGGAAGCCGUUGCCCAUCGAGCCCUGGCACGGCGUGCUGAACGCCACCGUUCUGCCCAACAGUUGCUACCAGGAACGGUAUGAGUACUUCCCCGGAUUUCCCGGCGAGGAGAUGUGGAACCCGAACACCAACAUCUCCGAGGACUGUCUGUACCUGAACAUCUGGGUGCCGCACAAGCUGCGUCUGCGGCACAAGGGCUCGGAACCGCCGAGCAACGGUGACAGAAACGGGCUGCCGUUGCUGGUCUGGAUCUACGGCGGCGGAUUCAUGAGCGGCACCGCCACCCUGGACGUCUACGACUCCGACAUCAUGGCAGCGUUCAGCAAUGUGAUCAUCGCGUCCAUGCAGUACAGAGUGGGCGCGUUCGGGUUCCUCUAUUUGAACAAACACUUCACCAACAGCGAGGAGGUGCCAGGGAAUAUGGGUUUGUGGGACCAGGCAUUGGCCCUCAGGUGGCUGCGCGACAACGCCGCCGCUUUUGGCGGGGAUCCCGAUCUGAUCACCAUUUUCGGGGAGUCCGCCGGUGGAAGUUCCGUGUCCCUUCAUCUGAUCUCCCCGGUUACUCGCGGUUUGGUGCGUCGUGGGAUCCUGCAGAGCGGAACCUUGAACGCGCCCUGGAGCUACAUGACCGGGGAGAAGGCGAACAAGGUGGCCAAGUCGUUGGUGGACGAUUGUGGAUGCAACUCGACGAUGUUGCAGGAGAAUCCCGCCAGAGUGAUGGCCUGCAUGAGGUCCGUGGACGCAAAGACCAUCUCCGUUCAGCAGUGGAACAGCUACACCGGCAUCCUGGGCUUCCCGUCCGCACCCACCAUCGAUGGGAUCUUCCUGCCCAAGGAACCGUUGGAUUUGCUCAGGGAGGCCGAUUUCAAGGACACGGAAAUACUCAUAGGGAACAACGAGAACGAGGGAACCUACUUUAUCUUGUACGACUUCAUCGACUUCUUCGAGAAAGAUCAAGCGAGCUUCCUGGAGCGCAAAAAGUUUCUGAAUAUCAUCGACACCAUCUUCAAGAACUCGACUCAGAUCGAGAGGGAGGCCAUCACCUUCCAGUACACGGACUGGGAGCAGAUGAACGACGGCUAUCUGAAUCAGAAGAUGAUCGCUGACAUAGUUGGCGACUACUUCUUCAUCUGCCCGUCGAUACACUUCGCCCAGCUGUUCGCAGAUCGCGGCAUGAAGGUCUAUUACUACUUUUUCACACAGAGGACGAGCACCAACCUGUGGGGCGAGUGGAUGGGCGUGAUACACGGUGACGAGGUGGAGUACGUGUUUGGGCAUCCAUUAAAUACGUCCUUGCAGUACACCGACAAGGAACGCGACCUGUCCCUCCGGAUGAUACGGUACUUCUCCAACUUUGCCUAUUCGGGGAAGCCGACGUCCGACUGGCCACCGUAUUCGAGGGAUCAGCCACAGUAUUUUAUUUUCAACGCCGAGAGGACGGGCCUGGGCAAAGGUCCGCGCACUACGUCGUGUGCCUUCUGGAACGAGUUUCUGCCAAGGCUGCACGGAAUACUAGAUCCAGCGCCAGAGGCCUGCAACAAUGCGAUAGCGUCGAGCGUGUCGGCGGGAACGAAGGAUCUACGAAACUCCCUGGCGAUCACGGCGCUGUCGUCGAUCCUGGUGUUGUCAAGAGUAAUUUAAACCGUGAGAGGGAAACGGGACCCGUAUCGAUCGAGCCCUCCGGAUCGACACAGCCGCGCGGUUAUCGGCGAUUUCGUUUCACGGUCCGAAGAUCUCUCGUCGAGCGGUUAACGCCCCUCCGUUAAUCGUUGCGCGGAUCGAUGGAUCCUCUCCGACACCGUCGAACGUGUACUUUUCACCGAAACGAAAAGGGACAGGAUCUCGAUUCCCGGAUACGGACCAGACGAGAAUUUAACGAGGGAUUAAACGCGGGGGUUGUCGCCGUCGGCUCCUUUUUCCGUGGAAUGGUAACAGGGUGUCCCCUGUUCAUCGUUAACGGCGAGACAGAUUUAUUAGACCGAAGUCUCGGCUAGUAUUCGCCA